Drosophila kikkawai is the source of this 482-nucleotide messenger RNA. RefSeq lists its product as uncharacterized. NCBI's taxonomy places the organism in Eukaryota, Metazoa, Arthropoda, Insecta, Diptera, Drosophilidae. The record is from RefSeq and is a predicted model, not a curated record.
UAUGAGCGCAAAUCCUUUCUUUGGAACUUGAACGUUUUCGGGGAUUAAGCUUUUAUUACAAUGUUUUUGGAGUCGGACCCCACCACGAUUGUUCCAGAUACCGACAUCCUGCAUCCCGAUGACGCCCAAUACAUAUGGCUGCCUAUUGCCGUGCUUGUUGGCAUUUUCUUUCUAGCAGCUCUGGUCUACGUCAUGUCGCGUACCCGCUGCCGGUUUUCCUGCAACUACCUGGGCUGUAGGAAGGCCCCACGAAACGGCUACAUCAACGUGGAUGAGGAGGACUCGGAUGUGCCCAUGGCCUGUGGGGAUGAGUGGGGGGAUGACCACAUGGCAGCCAGCUUGCUUGUGGGACGCCUGCACAUCGAGGACCCUAAUAGGGCCUAGCCAAAAAUGAUGUAUUGCCUCUCGUAAGACUUCCAUUCAUCCCAUUUAUUGUCCACAUCGGUGGUUGUCAUUGGUUUGGUUAUUACUGCAAACUGCAC